This is a messenger RNA of Debaryomyces hansenii CBS767, 2328 nucleotides long. Its product is annotated as DEHA2G24970p. The coding region runs from base 1 to 2328 and encodes 775 amino acids. NCBI's taxonomy places the organism in Eukaryota, Fungi, Ascomycota, Pichiomycetes, Serinales, Debaryomycetaceae. The transcript has a single exon. The record is from RefSeq and is a predicted model, not a curated record.
AUGUUAUUCAAGUCUAAUUCUAUAUUAGCUAGUAUAGUAUUUGCAACUAGUGCAUUUGCGCAAACGAUUACUGAAAACACAGUACAAAUCUCUCCAGUUGAUCUUCAAAUCGGGGAUCUUACGAUAAACUCCGAUGUUUAUUAUUCAAUCGUUAAUAAUUUAGCAACUGUUAUAGGGGGCAAUCUUGAUAACCGUGGUGGGUUCUAUGUUACAAGUACAAAUGGUCUAGCAGCAGCUGUCGCACUUGCGAGCGGAACAAUUAACAAUUCUGGUGAAUUGGCAUUCAAUGCCUUAGACGCCAAUGUCGCAUCCACUUACGAUUUAGCCAGUAUUGGAGCCUUCAAAAAUACUGGUGAUAUGUGGUUCGGAAGCGCAGAAAACGUUGCUUCACCUUUCACUAUUACUUCUGUUAAUGAUUGGCAAAACGACGGUUUGAUAUACUUCAAGCAAGCAGGAGGUGUGGCCUCAGUGGUCGCUCUAGCCCAAGUUGUGGGCUCAGGUGGACUUUUAUCUCUUGAAAAUAAUGGUCAAAUUUGCUUGGAAGGAGUGUCAUAUAUUCAAACUUCUUCAAUUGAUGGAUCUGGUUGUAUCAAUGUAGGAGCUGGCGCCAAUGCACAAUUGCUUCCAAAUGUUGCCAAUGCUGCAUUUUCCAUUGAUUCGGAUCAGACAAUAUAUCUUAGUUCAUCAUCAUCGAGGUUGCAGUUGCUCACUGGUGGUGUAUUGGCAAAUCCUCGUAUUAAAGUUGCUGGAUUUGGAAAUGGCAAUAGGAUUGUAAUCGAACUUACCUUCACAAGAUACACAUAUGACAGCGAUACUGGUAUCUUGAGCGUCACUCUUCUUGGUCUUACAAAUGUCGAGUUUGAUAUUGGAUUAGGAUAUUCAACUGAUCAAUUUAGUGAUAACGCUGUGCUUGGAACCUUAGGAAGUCAAAUUUGGUAUGAAAAUGCUCCUCCAAAUUCUGCCCCAAGUGAUUGUUCCUGUAAGCCAUUCCCAGAUCCACCAACUUCCACCACCACCCCAUCUUCAUCUACAAACAGCGAGCCAACUAGUGCACCAACCGGUUCAGGUACUUCUUCAGGUCCAAGUGCACCAACCGGUUCAGAUAUUUCUUCAGGUCCAAGUGCACCAACUGGUUCAAAUAUUUCUUCAGGUCCAAGCGCACCAACCGGUUCAGAUAUUUCUUCAGGUCCAAGUGCACCAACUGGUUCAAAUAUUUCUUCAGGUCCAAGUGCACCAACCGGUUCAGAUAUUUCUUCAGGUCCAAGUGCACCAACUGGUUCAAAUAUUUCUUCAGGUCCAAGUGCACCAACCGGUUCAGAUAUUUCUUCAGGUCCAAGUGCACCAACUGGUUCAAAUAUUUCUUCAGGCCCAAGUACACCAACCGGUUCAGAUAUUUCUUCAGGUCCAAGUGCACCAACCGGUUCAGAUAUUUCUUCAGGCCCAAGUGCACCAACCGGUUCAGAUAUUUCUUCAGGUCCAAGUGCGCCAACAGGUUCAGAUAUUUCUUCAGGUCCAAGUGCACCAACCGGUUCAGAUAUUUCUUCAGGCCCAAGUGCACCAACCGGUUCAGAUAUUUCUUCAGGUCCAAGUGCGCCAACAGGUUCAGAUAUUUCUUCAGGUCCAAGUGCACCAACAGGUUCAGAUAUUUCUUCAGGUCCAAGUGCGCCAACAGGUUCAGAUAUUUCUUCAGGUCCAAGUGCGCCAACAGGUUCAGAUAUUUCUUCAGGUCCAAGUGCACCAACUGGUUCAGGUUCUGGUGAUAAUGGUUCUGGAUCUGGCUCUGGCGAUAAUGGAUCUGAUUCUGGCUCUGGCUCCGGCGAUAAUGGAUCUGGAUCUGGCUCUGACUCCGGCGAUAAUGGUUCUGGUGCAGGUUCUGGCGAUAAUGGUUCUGGUGCAGGUUCUGGCGAUAAUGGUUCUGGUUCUGGAUCCGGCUCUGGAGAUAAUGAUUCUGGCUCAGGCUCUGGAGAUAAUGGUUCUGGAUCCGGCUCUGGCGAUAAUGAUUCUGGCUCUGACUCCGGCGAUAAUGGAUCUGGAUCUGGAUCCGGCUCUGGCGAUAAUGUUUCAGGCUCUGGCUCUGGCGAUAAUGUUUCAGGCUCUGGUUCUGGCGAUAAUGAUUCUGGCUCAGGCUCUGACAAUAAUGAUUCAGGCAAUGGUUCUGGCUCAGGCUCUAAUUCAGACUCAAGCACCAGUUCUAGCACAAGUUCUGUAGCAGCUAGCUCGAACAGUGCCUCACCUUCUGUGAAUGUAUAUGAAGGUAGCGCAAGUUCAACAAGGCAGAGAUCCAUCUUCUCAGUGUUUUUCACGUUCAUUGUCCUCGCUUUAACAUGA